GUGUGUGUGUGUGUGUGUGUGUGUGUGUGUGUGUGUGUGUGUGUGUGUGUGUGUGUGUGUGUGUGUGUGUGUGUGUGUGUGUGUGUGUGUGUGCGAAUAGAGAUAUGAGAGAAAGAAAGUGUCUUUGUAUUUGCAUAAUUUAAAUAUGUUUAAUUAUAUGGGUGAAGAACAAACAUCUGUCAUGUAAAAAGAAAGCUUCACAACAACUGCAGGCCAUCAAGCCAUCAGGAUCUAAAAGGUUGUUGUCACCUCUUUGAGGUCUGUUUCAAGGCAGGCCACAGGGGAUGACUUUGUGCACACAGCCCCUCUUUGAAAUCUUGCAUGGGAAUGCAGACCACUGUUGCAUUUUCAGUGACACCCGUAAAACCCUAUGUAUAAUAACACGUUGUCUUCAAGCUAGCAGUCUUUCCAUUCUCGCUAGUCCAAAUAAAUACUUAACUGUGAAAAGAGAGGCUGGGGGUGGCUCUUAAAGCAACAUUCAUCAUUCUGAAGAAAACCAACCAUCCAGCUUUUUUUGGGGUGUGCCAACAUUGGCCACACAAGCAUUGGUGUGGUUGAUACUGACUAAUUCUGCAACCUCAGUGGAAAUCUCAUGGACAGAUAGAGCUAAGGUAGGUAGAAAGAAAGCUAUGCAUCAAAUAAGUAGACUAUUAAAUGAGUGUACGUUGACGUUUCAAUUAUGAAACCGCUUUCUGUAACCAGGGCAAACAGUGUGGGUUUUGGAGCACCUGAAAGAGGGGCUGAUUUCCACUUAACACCAAUUUGAUGACACAGUUAAAAUGUGCAUAGACACUGCUUUUGUCUAUUAUUUUGGAUUGCAUCCGAUCAACUGAUUCAGUGGUGUAAAGUUUCAGCUUGUUAUGUUGUCCACUGUGAAUCAUGAUGGUCGCCUAAAGUCUUCAGGACGUUGUCUCAUGGUUCCCUGGAGGUUUUGUCUAGUUCCCAGUUUGUCCCUAGGACGUUUUUAGGACGUCGCCGAAUUUCCUCAGGGAAAUUGUUCAGGGAAACGUCUAUUCCUCAGGGAAACAUCUACCCUGUUUGCUGGGUAGAUGUGUCUUUAGGUGCUGUUGCCCUGGUUGCAUUUUUCUUCGGUUACAUGGACAAAUUUCGCAAUACCUUGCUCAGCAAAUUCAUUGAUUGCGCAACAUUCAAACAAUUUUUCGGGAGAUUUUCAUGGGCAUUUCUGAUAUGCUGUUAUCAUAUCACACACCAACUACUUCAAGAAAUGAACUGUUUGGAAUUAAUCCUUGGGGAAACCUGGACUUGAGAAACCAACAGGUGAAAGGUCAAGGAAUGAACACUAAAUGUAAAAGGGGGUUGUCUGGGGUUGUUUUUCUCUCUCUCUGCAUUGUUGGUAAGUAAGCAUUUCACUGUUUGUCUACACCUGUUGUUUACGAAGCAUGUGAAGAAUAAAAGUCGAUUUUUUUGGAGGGGUUGACGCCUUCAAGUCAUAUACACUGUACAGACACACACAUUAAUUCAUUCACACACACACACACACCCAUCAUAAAGUUCAGAGAUUCCAGGAAGUGAACUCAGAGAAAUACACUAGCUAGUGACAACUGACAGUAGCUGUUCAGAUGUGUAUGGUGUGUGAAGGCAGUCAGAUCUCUCCUCUCCCUCUGCACCACCAUGAUCAACACUUACCAGACCAGCAUGCCUCCACCACCUAUUCCCCCACGGCUAGGCUCUGUCAUGUCGGCACCAGGACCAGGCCACAGCAAACCUCUCCUCAGGUUCCUCAUUGGUAUGAUAGUGCUUCAAAUGGUUCUGCUACUGGGGGGAUUCGCCUACCUGUACCACACGGACAACAAGUAUCACGAGGACCUUGAGCGCAAGUACCUGGAUGAUAUGAUCGUCCUGAAGAGACUGGAAGAGUGUGAGAAAGACAUCCAGUCAGUGUUGGACUGUAAGACGCUUGUGGAGAAAUACAAAAGCAUCCUGGCAAAGGUCUCACAAAAGGAAGGAAGAGCUGCUAAACUCACUGGGGGUGGGCCCUCGUAUGGAGCCAUGGCACGCAUGAUCGUCAAGCAACCUGUUUCUGGUGCGCCUCCAACAAAGUAUCUGGAGUGGAACAUAGGCCACUCAGUGCGGAGGAACGUCCAGUACUACAUGUCCAGCUGGCUGAAGGUGCUGCAGCCUGGAGACUACAACAUCUACUCCCAGGUGGCCUUCUCCAAAUGGCACCCCAAAACCCCUCUGGCCAGCCGGGUGAAGCUAAGGAAGGGGGAGACGGGAGAGGAGAAAGACCUGAUGACAGCCUACUGCAGCCUGGGGGACCAGGAUCAUACAGACGUGUGUACAGCUUUCCAGGGAGGAGUGUUCAGUCUGGAGCCAGACGAUCAGCUUAGUGUGUGGGUGACGGACCCCAGCCUAGUCAACUAUGAGGAGGGGACUACCACUUUUGGAUUGUACAAGCUGUAGGCUGGUCAUCACAAUGGACAUUGCCUACAGUAUGGAGAUGAUGGACUGCGUUACUUUGGAUUAUGCCUGUUUUUGGAGCGAUGAAUGGAAUCAAGGCCAUGUAAGUGGUUGGAGUGGGACAGAACUGAAAACAAAUCUGCUAAAUGGAUCUAAACAUGGACUAGACCAGUGGUUCCCAAUUUUUUUUAUAGUCCCAUACCCCUUCAAACAUUCAACCUCCAGCUGCAUACCCCCCUCUAGCACCAGGGUCAGCACACUCUCAAAUGUUGUUUUUUGCCAUCAUUGUAAGCCUGCCACACACAGUAUACGAUACAUUUAUUAAACAUAAGAAUGAGUGUGAGUUUGUGUCACAACCCAGCUCAUGGGAAGUAACAAAAAGCUCUGAUAGGACCAGAGCAUAAAUAAUAACAAUCAAUCAUUUUGCUCUUUAUUUAACCAUCUUACAUAUAAAACCGUAUUUGUUAAUCGGAAAUUGUGAAUAACUCACCACAGGUUAAUUCUUAUGGCUGCAAUCCCGUUAACGAUCGAUAUGACAACAGCCAGUGAAAGUGCAGGGCGCCAAAUUCAAACAACAGAAAUCUCAUAAUUAAAAUUCCUCAAGCAUACAUGUAUUUUAUAGCAUUUUAAAGGUAAUCUUGUUGUUAAUCCCACCAAAAUGUCCGAUUUCAAAUAGGCUUUACACGAAAGCGCCACAAACUAUUAUUUUAGGUCACCGCAAAAUCACAGAAAAACACCGCCAUUUUUCACAAAAAGCAGAAAGAGAUAAAAUGAAUCACUAACCUUUGAUGAUCUUCAUCAGAUGACACUCAUAGGACUUCAUGUUACACAAUACAUAUAUGUUUUGUUCGAUAAAGUUCAUAUUUAUAUCCAAAAACCUUAGUUUACAUUGGCGCCAUGUUCAGAAAUGCCUCCAAAAUAUCCUGAGAAAUUGCAGAGCCACGUCAAAUAACAUAAAUACUCAUCAUACACUUUGAUGAAAGAUACAUGUUUUACAUAGAAUUAAAGAUACACUUGUUCUUAAUGCAACUACUUGCACACAAUCCCGGAUCCGGGAGCACCCCCAUCAGUAAAAAAGCUGACUAGCAUAGCCUAGCAUAGCGUCACAAGUAAAUACUAGCAUCUAAAUAUCAUUAAAUCACAAGUCCAAGACACCAGAUGAAAGAUACACAUCUUCUGAAUCCAGCCAUCAUUUCUGAUUUUUAAAAUGUUUUACAGGGAAGACACAAUAUGUAAAUCUAUUAGCUAACCACGAUAGCAAAAGACACAACUUUUUUUUUCCACAAUUGUUUUCUUGCAUAGGUAGCUAUCACAAUUUCGACCAAAUAAAGAUAUAAAUAGCCACUAACCAAGAAACAACUUCAUCAGAUGACAGUCUGAUAACAUAUUUAUUGUAUCGCAUAUGUUUUGUUAGAAAAAUGUGCAUAUUUCAGGUAUAAAUCAUAGUUUACCAUUGCAGCCACCAUCACAACUCUCACCAAAGCAACUAGAAUAACUACAGAGACCAACGUGAAUUAACUAAAUACUCAUCAUAAAAGAUUUCUGACAAAUACACAGUGUACAGCAAAUGAAAGACAAAGAUCUUGUGAAUCCAGCCAAUAUUUCAGAUUUUUUAAGUGUUUUACAGCGAAAACACAAUAUAGCAUUAUAUUAGCUUACUACAAUAGCCAACCACACAAUAGCAUUGAUUCAGGCCAACAAUAGCGAUAACGAAUAAACCAGCAAAAGAUAUACAUUUUUUCACUAACCUUCUCAAACUUCUUCAGAUGACAGUCCUAUAACAUCAUAUUACACAAUACAUAUCGAGUUUGUUCGAAAAUGUGCAUAUUUAGCAGCACAAAUCGUGGUUAUACAAUGAGAAAAGUAGCCAAGCUGCGAACAAUAUGUCGGGAGAAAUCUUGGGAGAAGCACCUAAUCUAAUCAGUAACUAAUCCUAAACUUGACUAAAAAAUACAGGUUGGACAGCAAAUGAAAGAUACAUUCGUUUUUAAUGCAAUCGCUGUGUUAGAUGUUAAAAAUUAACGUUACUACGACAUACAGCGUGCGUUAAAGCGAGACCGCACCGAAAUUAAUGGCGGAAUAUGAGUUUUACAUUUUUCAACAGAACAACGAAUUAACAUCAUAAAUAGUUCUUACUUUUUGAUGAGCUCCCAUCAGAAUAUUGGGCAAGUUGUCCUUUUUCCAAAAGAAUCGUUGUUCGGUUGUAGAUUGUCGCCUUCAACAUUGGAAUUAGCAGUAAACAUUAGCCAUGUGGGCCAGACGUGUCCAACUCCCUAGAACGCAGCACAAAUAAAUACCCGAAAAUCGCAAUAUACUGAUAUAAACUGAUAUAACUCGGUUUAAAAUAACAACAUUAUGAUGUCUUUAACACCUAUAUCGAAUAAAAUCAGAGCCGGAUAUAUCUAAGGGCUAUAACGGGAGCUUUCUAGAACGACAUCCUGAGGUCUGUCUUGCGCCAUGGCGAAGGGAAAAAAGAGAGUACACCACAUUGCCAGCCCAUUUAUAAGGCCUCAGAUCUGCCUAGCAACUCCAUUUCAAUUCUCACUAUUCACUGACAUCCAGGGGAAGGCGUAUGCAGUGCAUCUCAACCAAUAGAAUACAUGCAAAUUAAUAAACCGACCUCAGAACAGCCUGCAGAUUUCAGAUUUCUCACUUCCUCAUAGGAAAAUUGCUCCAACUCGAGUUCUGUUUUACUCACAGAUAUAAAUCAAACGGUUUUAGAAACUAGAGAGUGUUUUCUAUCCAAUAGUAAUAAUAAUAUGCAUAUUGUACGAGCAAGAAUUGAGUACGAGGCAGUUUAAUUUGGGAACGAAAUUAUUACAAAGUGCAAACAGCACCCCCUAUUGAGAAAAGGGUAAUGCAACCGCUGUGUCAGAUUUCAAAAAUCUUUACGGCAAAAGCACAAUAUUCAAUAAUCUGAGAACAGCGUUCAGCCACAAAAGGAAGCCAUACAGUUCCCCACCAAAUUGUGCAGUCAACAAAACUCAUAAAUAGCAUUAUAAAUAUUCACUUUACUUUGCUGAUCUUCGUUGGAAUGCACUCCCAGAAGAAAUGUUUGUUUUGUUCGGUAUUGUCCAUCAUUUAUGUCCAAAUAGCUAUUUUUGUUAGCGUGUUUGGUAAACAAAUCCAAAGUCAGGAAGCGCAUUUACUAAAAGCAGACGAAAUGUCAAAAAGUUCUGUAACAGUCAGUAGAAACAUGUCAAACGAUGUAUUGAAUCAAUCUUUAGGAUGUUUUAACAUAAAUCUUCAAUAGCGUUCCAACCGGAGAAUUCCAUUGACUUCAGAUGUGCGAUGGAACAGAGCUCCCUCUCAUGUGAACGCACAUGGUCAGAGCAUGGUCAGCUCAUGGCAGACCUGACUCAUUCCUGUCUCCUUCGGCCCCACUUCACAGUAGAGGCAUCAGACAAGGUUCUACAGACUGUUGACAUCUAGCGGAAGCCGUAGGAAGUGCAAACUGAUCCAUAUCCCACUGUGUAUUCGAUAGGCGAUGAGUUGAAAAUCGACCAACCUCAGAUUUCCCACUUCCUGUUUGGAUUUCUUCUCAGGUUUUUGCCUUCCAUAUGAGUUCUGUUAUACUCACAGACAUCAUUCAAACAGUUUUAGAAACUUCAGAGUGUUUUCCAUCCAAUACAAAUAAUAAUAUGCAUAUAUUAGCAACUGGGACUGAGUAACAGGCCGUUUACUCUGGGCACCUUUCAUCCAAGCUACUCAAUACUGUCCCUGCAGCCAUAAGAAGUUAAUGAGAAGGGUGUGCUUGAAAGGAUGCACAUAACUUUGCAAUGUUGGGUUGUAUUGGAGAGAGCCUCAGUCUUAAAUCAUUUUCCACACACAGUAUGUGCCUGUAUUUAGUUUUCAUGCUAGUGAGGGCCGAGAAUCCACUCUCACAUAGGUGCGUGGUUGCAAAGGGCGUCAGUGUCUUAACAGCGCGACUUGCCAAGGCAGGAUACUUUGAGCGCAGCCCAAUCCAGAAAUCUGGCAGUGGCUUCUGAUUAAAUUACAUUUUCACAGAACCGCUUGUUGCAAUUUCGAUGAGGCUCUCUUGUUCAGAUAUCGGUAAGUGGACUGGAGGCAGGGCAUGAAAGGAAUAACGAAUCUAGUUGUUUGUGUCAUCCGUUUCGGGAAAGUACCUGCGUAAUUGCGCACUCACUCAGCUAUAAUCACAUUUGACAUUGUCCAGAAGCUUGAGUUUAUUUGCACACAAAAAAAUCAUACAAUGAUGGAAAGACCUGUGUGCUGUCCUUGUUAAUGCAGACCGAGAAGAGCUCCAACUUCUUAAUCAUAGCCUCAACUUUGUCUCGCACAUUGAAUAUAGUUGCAGAGUCCCUGUAAUCCUAGAUUCAGAUCAUUCAGGUGAGGAAAAAACAUUACCCAGAUAGGCCAGUCGUAUGAGAAUCUCGUCAUCAUGCAAGCGGUCAAACAAGUGAAAAUUAUGGUCAGUAAAGAAAACUUUAAGCUCGUCUCUCAAUUCAAGAAAACGCAUCAAUACUUUACCCCUUGAUAACCAACACACUUAUGUAUGUUGUAAAAGCGUUACUUGGUCGCUGCCCAUAUCACUGCAUAGUGCAGAAAAUACACAAGAGUUCAGGGGCCUUGCUUUAACAAAGUUAACCAUUUUCACUGUAGUGUCCAAAACAUCUUUCAAGCUGUCAGGCAUUCCCUUGGUAGCAAGUGCCUCUCGGUGGAUGCUGCAGUGUACCCAAGCGGUGUCGGGGGCAACUGCCACUCCACUAUGUCUCCGUGUCAUGGCUUUUGCGCCAACAGUACAGAUACCAACAUGAACAGCAGCUACGUUUGGCUACAUACGGACCGUUAGUGGAAUUCCCGUAAGAGUUCCCGAUUGGAUGUUAAUUAUUUGACUAGGCUACCUGUAUUUGACAUUGUGUUGUUAUUUCGCUGAACACUAGAUGGUUUAAUUUAAUUUUUGGCAGUGAAAUGAGGCUACUCAGGCGAGAGAGAAAAAACGCACCCAAAUGUAUAGCCCCAUUGGAAAAUAUAAAUGGACUGUUUGAAAAUGGGAAGAUUUUUUUAUAUUAAAAAAAAAAAAAAAAAAAGUGAAUCACAUUUUUAUUUGGCGUACCCCCCAGUUUGGGAAUAUCUGGACUAGAUCAAUUUAAAACUUAGAACCUUUUUACCAAGCCCACGGUGAAACCCACAAUUCCCUGGAACUGGAACAUAUUUCUGUUGAUUGGAUAACUUAGUAUCCCAGCCCUACGAUGUUAGAUAUUAAUAUUAAUUACUAGGAAUAUGGCAAUGACUGUAUUUAUUGUGACGU
This is a messenger RNA of Salvelinus fontinalis (brook trout), 7693 nucleotides long. RefSeq names its product CD40 ligand-like. The coding region runs from base 1633 to 2424 and encodes 263 amino acids. The transcript is spliced from 5 exons. NCBI's taxonomy places the organism in Eukaryota, Metazoa, Chordata, Actinopteri, Salmoniformes, Salmonidae. Gene Ontology annotation, molecular function: tumor necrosis factor receptor binding. Gene Ontology annotation, cellular component: membrane. Gene Ontology annotation, biological process: immune response. The record is from RefSeq and is a predicted model, not a curated record.